CGAUUAGCAUUUUGCGCGUGUGAGGUCUCAGAAAGAGUCUAGCAAAUGGCGUCGUAGUCUAAAAAUUGUGACGGACUGAUGAAAGCUACCCAUCCAUAUUCCAUUUCUGUGGAAGUUUGAGCCUUGAUUUCAAGUAGUAACAAGAAAUCAUCAAGAUGAGCACAAGCAGUGAUGAUACGCAGUUUAACUGCAGGCUCUGCAACUUUGUUGGAGGUAGCAAGACUGAGAUUGCAGAGCAUUUCCUGACAGAACACAUAGAGCAGUAUGUCUCCCUCAGCAAGGCAACUCCUUCAAAAGCAUCCAAGAACGAGACUGAAACUGUAAAAGAAACUAAAGAAAAGGAAGAGGAGCAAAAAGCAGUGGAAUCAGAUAAUGAGGACGUGAUAAGUGAAGAGCAGGCAAAAGAAGAGGAGAAGAAAUCAACCAAGACCUUAGAUGAAAUCCUUAAAAGGAAGCUGGAGAAAGAUGCCGGUCCUGGUUUUGGCAGAGGGAUGCGGAGGAGGAAGAAGGCUACCCCGAUCAAGUAUUCCAUGGAUGAUGAUGAAGAAGAAGAUGAAUGGCUACCCAGGAAAGAGCCUGAACCGUCCAAAACCAUCUAUGUACGCCAACCUUCCAUACUGAAUAAAGGACGUGGAAGGCAACGCAAGAAAGGGAAGCGUGGACGUCCGCCGAUGGUUGGAUUUAAGAAAUCUAAGCCGAAGAGUGCUCCUCCACCUCCUCCUAAACAGCCACCACGUAAAACAAAGAUUGAUAUAAGAAAGAGGUCAGAUGAGAAGAAUUUGCCAAUUCCAUACUAUGUUUUUAAUAGAAUCUUAGACGAUAGAGUGGAAUCAUGGUUCAAGAACUACAAAGAAAAGCGGGAUGCGAUAGAAAUGAUCCGCUGUCCAAACGAUAGAUGUGCCAAUGUAAUGAGUGUAGAUGAGAUGGCUGUCCAUGAGAAGUGUCAUGUUCCAAAUCUUGAUGGAUUUCGUUGCUGCGAAUGUGGUUACAUCAGUCUCCACUGGGCCAAAAUGAGGGUCCACUAUCGGUCUGAUCACAACUCGAAGCUGAAUGCUGCCACGUGUGAUUUUGAAGGCUGUGAGAAGGUAUUUCCAUGCAUUGGCACUAAGCUCCUGCAGAGUCAUGCCAUCAAAGCACACUUCAAGCCACAGCUUUUAGCAAGGCUAAAGAGUCCGGACUUUGAUCCAUCAGAGUAUGACAAGUUCAUGCAAGCCCCUGAAAAUGAGGCUGACAGGCAGUCAAUUGCAAGAAAACGUGGUAAUAAGCGCACUGCAGAUGUUGAAGAUGAAGAAGAAGAAGAAGAGGAAGAAGAAGAGGAAGAGAAUGAUACUACUAGUAAGCCAAAUCCAAAAAAGCCUCGUAGGAAAAAGUUUAAGCGCUACAAGGUCCAUGUAUGCACUAUCUGCUUUGCCAGAUUCAAGGAUGAAGGGGAGAUGUUAUCUCACAAGGAUGCACAUUACAAGGACAAUUCCAAGGAUAUAAUCUACUGUACAGAGUGCACAGAAUACAAUGCCUCUGAAGAAGAAACCAUGCGUAAUCACUUAGCCACUGUCCACAAGAGGAUGCUGCACUUGCAUCGCUGCGACGAGUGCAACAAUUUCUCAACCAACCACUACCACGACUUGAAGAAACAUCUGGUCACCCACACAGGCGCAAAGAACUAUAUGUGUGAGCUGUGUGGCAGGCGCACCACCACGCCCUUCAACUUGCGUAUACACUACAGGCGUAUCCAUGCUUCAGAAGAUGAGAAGAAACACCAUUGCAUGUCCUGUGACUACAAGUGUGCUGACAAAGGCAUCCUCAAGGAACACAUCAAGCACAAGCACGGCCUCUUGCUGAAUAAGGACAGCUAUGGAAGACCGAAGCCAACUCCCACCUAUGCCUGUACAGUGUGUGACUAUGUGGGCCGCAAGCCGAAGAGUCUCGAAUACCACUCCCGCAUUCACAAGGAGAAUCGCCAGUUCAAAUGCCACCUCUGCCCGUAUGCCAGCAAGACAAAGAACAAUCUAGUACUGCAUGUCCGUACUCAUGAAGGGCUGCAACCCAAUAAGUGUCCUCACUGUGAUUUCAAAGGUGCAACCAAUAAGAUUGUGUCUGAGCAUAUCAUGAGCAAGCACGCCAAGGUUCGCCCCUACCGCUGCAACGUGUGUGGCUGGACAGCUGCCUACAACGGCAACAUGUGGAAGCAUGUGGAGAACCACCAAAAGAUCCUUGGAGAUCAGAUGCCAGAGUUUCCCGUCAGUGUCCUGUCCAACAUAGAUGACCUCAACAUGCCCACGCCUCUACGCGCUCCCUCCGGCAAAAAGCGUGGCCAAGGGAAAGACCCUACCUCGCCAUCGUCGCCGACCUCGAGGCCCAAAGCCAAGAGGAGUCGUCCCAAGUAUGCAGAGCCUCCGAGCGGUGUGAUCCUUGCCAAUAGGUCUGUUGUGCAGGAGGUUCCUGUAACAGUGACGGUGACUCACGUAGAACAAGAACAACCACAGGCUCAAGCUCCACCUCCUCCUCAAGCUCACACACUGCCAUUGCCUUUGCCUCGGUCAUCAAUCACGAGGGAAUGGUCAUACAGAUGGUGAAUGUGGAACCAGCUCAUGAUGUGCAGCCACACCAUGUGAAGCUCAGUGCUGAUAACCAGAUCAUCCGUCACCACCCCAUGAUAGAGUACAGCAGUGUGCCACCGG
Molecule: messenger RNA, 2678 nt
Organism: Strongylocentrotus purpuratus (purple sea urchin)
Lineage: Eukaryota; Metazoa; Echinodermata; Echinoidea; Camarodonta; Strongylocentrotidae
Product: myoneurin
Exons: 5
Coding region: 156-2573 (805 amino acids)
Biological process (GO): regulation of transcription by RNA polymerase II
Cellular component (GO): nucleus
Molecular function (GO): DNA-binding transcription factor activity, RNA polymerase II-specific; RNA polymerase II transcription regulatory region sequence-specific DNA binding
Source: RefSeq, a predicted model, not a curated record